AUGGGACAAAACACGCAUGCUUACGCUAACUUCACUUCGAUAAAUUACUCGCAAUCUUACGACGUAAUAGACGUUGACAGAGAUGAGUGUGCCGUCGCAGAUGACCCUAAAUAUCCAAGUAGCUUAGGAAUAACUCUGGCCGUACCAGAAUGGGAGGCCAUUUGUACAGCCAUAGUCCUGACUGUUAUUAUUAUCUCGACUAUCGUUGGUAACAUAUUAGUAAUAUUAAGUGUCUUCACAUAUAAACCUCUUAGGAUUGUUCAAAAUUUCUUCAUAGUAUCACUUGCAGUAGCUGAUCUAACAGUUGCAAUAUUAGUCCUUCCACUCAAUGUAGCUUACUCGAUACUGGGACAAUGGGUCUUCGGGAUAUAUAUGUGUAAAAUGUGGCUAACAUGCGAUAUAAUGUGUUGUACGUCAUCAAUACUGAACCUUUGCGCCAUAGCUCUCGAUAGAUAUUGGGCAAUAACCGAUCCAAUAAAUUACGCACAGAAGAGGACUUUAGAGCGGGUGCUUCUAAUGAUUGGAGUAGUAUGGAUAUUAUCACUCAUUAUUAGCUCGCCGCCUCUUCUGGGUUGGAAUGAUUGGCCAGAUGUGUUUGAACCCGACACUCCAUGUCGCUUAACUUCACAGCCUGGAUUCGUAAUUUUUUCUUCAUCUGGGUCAUUUUAUAUACCAUUAGUAAUAAUGACGGUAGUUUAUUUUGAAAUAUAUUUAGCCACUAAAAAAAGGUUAAGAGAUAGAGCUAAAGCUACAAAAAUAAGUACUAUAUCUAGUGGAAAAAAUAGAUUCGCAACAAAGGAAUGCGAUCAUCAUGACCAAGAUUCGGUUAGUUCUGAAGCAAAUCACAACGAACAUCAAGGAGUAACGUGUUUGGUAUCAGACAACGAGAAGAUAAAAAAACCAAAGAAGUCAACACCUAAAAGGAAACCUAAAAAACGAUAUUGGAGCAAAGAUGACAAAUCACAAAAUAAGCUAAUAAUUCCUAUUUUAUCUAAUGACAAUUCUGUCACAGAUAUGGCAGAUAACACUGAAAAUAGGAAUACGUCUUCAGAAAGUAAUUCUAAAGAAACUCAUGAAGAUGAAGUAGAAGUUAUCAAAACCACUGUAACGAAAGCUUCUAAGCGUUCCAGGCCUAAUCAGCAAAAUACGGUGUAUCAGUUUAUAGAAGAAAAACAGCGUAUUUCUCUUACCCGAGAGCGCCGAGCUGCUCGUACAUUAGGAAUCAUAAUGGGAGUGUUUGUCGUAUGCUGGCUACCAUUCUUUGUUCUGUAUCUAGUUAUCCCAUUCUGUUCGAGCUGUUGCUUAUCAAACAAAUUCAUCAAUUUCGUAACAUGGCUUGGUUAUAUAAAUUCUGCAUUAAAUCCUCUUAUAUACACAAUAUUCAAUAUGGACUUUAGGAGAGCAUUCAAAAAACUUCUUUUCUUGAAGCCUUAAGGAUUCAAAAUUUUAACGAGCGUUCGUGCCAAACGAUUAUGUUAGAUGAGAUUUAAGCUUGUAAUUAUUAAAGCCGCCGACUUGCUCAAACUAAAGUUUUGAAAAUUUAUAAUUGUUUGACAAAUGUAGUGAAUUAUGAAUAUUUAUGAAAAUUAAAAUUUAUGUAAAUUUAGCAUACGAUAUAAACCGUCUAUAGUGUAGCUGUUGAAUUUAGUAGUUCCUGUAUAGUGAAAUGUUUUUCAACUUUAAUCUUACUACUUAUAACUACUAUUUAGCUAAUGUAUUGUAUAAUAUCGUAUACUCUAAGUGUACAUGUGUGUAUAGGGACAGGUUUUGUGCUAAGCACCUUAGGAAAUAUAAUAUUUAAUGUAUAAUUAAAAUUACUAUCUAAUUUACUUAAUCGUUUAGUUAUUAACGCCAACGAAAACUUUACUAAUGUAUAUAGCAAUAAUGUAAAUACAUAUCUUGUAAAUACUUAUCAUUAUCAUCGGUAUCAAAUUUCAAAUCUAAUUAUAUUGGGGAAAAUUAAAUAUUGGCUUCUCUUAUAAUAGCACCUUCAAAUAAGUUUCUAAUAAUAAUUGUUAACAUUAUAUCCCUUUAAAAUAAUUUGAGCCCUUAUUUAAAAGGGAUAUUAAUAUACAUCGUUUUUGUCCACUGUGCUAAAUUUAUAAUAAAAAAUAUUAUUAGA
Melitaea cinxia (Glanville fritillary) is the source of this 2122-nucleotide messenger RNA. It is a transcript of the gene Oct-TyrR, whose product is annotated as octopamine receptor. Gene Ontology annotation, cellular component: membrane. Gene Ontology annotation, biological process: adenylate cyclase-activating adrenergic receptor signaling pathway. Bases 1 to 1434 code for a protein of 477 amino acids. The record is from RefSeq and is a predicted model, not a curated record. Gene Ontology annotation, molecular function: octopamine receptor activity. The transcript has a single exon. NCBI's taxonomy places the organism in Eukaryota, Metazoa, Arthropoda, Insecta, Lepidoptera, Nymphalidae.